CAUGCGUAAAAGUGGUAAUGGAGGAUAGUGGUCUAUUCACAGGGGGUUUAGUUAGCAAGCUCUCUUAUUUCUCCUAUCUUCAGAACUGCCGGUUUUGUUUAUUACGAGUUGUUUACAACAGAAGGGAACUCGUCUGAAUCAACCCAGAGCAGGCUGAGCUGCCAUUCAGUUUUGGGAUGGCGUCGGACGGGGUUUCCCAAAACCAUGGUUCCAAAGGGAUCAUGACUUUUUACCCCACUGCUGAGGAAUUUAAGGACUUCACCCGCUAUGUUGCAUAUGUGGAGUCCCAGGGAGCACAUAAAGCAGGCCUGGCCAGAAUUGUCCCACCAAAGGAAUGGAAGCCCAGAGGCUCUUAUGACGACAUAGACGAUUUGGUGAUCCCUGCACCCAUUCAGCAGGUGGUGACAGGCCAGUCGGGCCUUUUCACACAAUACAACAUUCAGAAGAAGCCCAUGACUGUCGGAGAGUUCCGCAAGAUUGCCAACAGUGACAAGUUCUGUAGUCCACAUUAUGAUGACUUUGAGGAGCUGGAAAGGAAGUACUGGAAGAAUGUGACGUUUAACCCUCCCAUAUACGGGGCAGAUGUUAAUGGAUCUCUAUACGGCCGAGAUGUCAAAGAGUGGAACAUUUGCCACCUGGACACCAUUUUGGAUACUGUUGAACAUGAAAGCGGCAUCACCAUUGAGGGUGUUAACACACCCUACUUGUAUUUUGGCAUGUGGAAGACCACUUUUGCAUGGCACACUGAGGACAUGGACCUCUACAGUAUCAACUACUUGCACUUCGGAGAGCCCAAAUCAUGGUACUGUGUUCCUCCAGAGCAUGGGAAGAGAUUGGAGCGUUUGGCUAAAGGUUUCUUUCCUGGUAGUUCCCAAAAUUGUGAGGCCUUUUUGAGGCACAAGAUGACUCUCCUCUCUCCCUCUAUUCUGAAGAAGUAUGGCAUUCCUUUUGAAAAGAUUACUCAGAGGGCUGGUGAGUUCAUGAUAACAUUUCCCUAUGCCUAUCACGCUGGCUUCAACCACGGCUUCAACUGUGCAGAAUCCACUAACUUUGCAACAGAGAGAUGGAUCGAGUACGGCAAGCAAGCAGUUUUGUGCUCGUGCCGCAAAGACAUGGUGAAGAUUUCCAUGGAUGUAUUUGUAAAGAAAUACCAGCCGGAACGCUAUGAACAGUGGCUGGCAGGAAGAGAUGUGGCCCCCAUCGACCACACACGGCCCACCCCAGAGGCCAAGGAGUUCCUAGGGGACCUUACUGACAUCACCUGCAACAGUAACUCCAUGGAGAGCUGUGGGGAGGACGGAGAGCGGAAGAGCGCUACACACAGGAUAGAGACAAAGAGACACAGAGUUUGUCUGGAGGUGCCUGAGGAGGUUGUUCCUAAGGAUGAAGAUGAGGAAGAUGUGGAGCAGUAUGGGAAGCGUCCCAGACUAAGCCUUAUACCGCCACGUACUAUGUCACAAGAUGGCAAGAAAAUUAAAGGCCCAUCCAAGCUGGUUGUCACACCAACCAAGCUCACAUUAUUGGAUCCAUUUCACAGAAGUGACGUCGUGCGCGCCCCACACUAUUCAAAGACUCGUGCUCCUGCUAUCUCGUCGCAGUCCCAGCCCAGAAACGGACAUCUGUCAGUUUCAGCUUCACCUUCGUGGACAGAAGCCACCGCUCAGCCUUCACGCAAAAUGGGAGUAGCCAGCCUGCUCUUCCACAGGACUCUGGAUCCUAAAGACACUCUCCAAGUAAAGAGCUACACUCUGGUGAAGCAGCAGCCUCACACACAGCUGCAGGUGCACAGCUACGCCCGAGAGCAUCAGUCCCGUCACCUCCAGCACAAAACCUGUACACCAUCAGUCGCUCAGGGCCAGCCCUCGCCUCAGGCACCGGGCUGCGAAAGAAUAGAGCCACAGCCAGAAUCCAAGAUGAUUCUUCUUACCAAAGCAGCAGUGAAUGAAUCAGAAGCACUGGGUCUUGUGGAGCUGGACCAGAAGGAAGAAAAACCUGAGGUAUCAAUCACUGCUGAGCCUCUGGCUGAACUGAAGCCCACUAUCAAGACUGUUUCCUCUCUGCCUCUAACACAACUUAAAGAGUUGAGCAAAAAAGAGAUAGAGGCCCCUAAGAACAAGCGAAAGAGUAAGCAAUCCCCCCUUGAAGAUAUUGGCAUUAUCAUCCUGAAUGACACCAUUCCUGUCAGCAAACCAGUCCAAGCUGAGGUGAAGGUGAUCCCUCGGAUUCAGCACCAGGUGUCAGAAGAGCAGUCAUACUGCAAGUCAGUUGUGAAGAAGCUGCAGCAGCAGCAGGCGCAGCAGGAGGAGCACAGUGACAAUGAUGAUUAUAUAAAGGAGGAGUUUGAGCAGGAGGAGACCGAGGAGUGGGCGAAGCCGCUCACCCAGCUGUGGCAGUGUCGGCCGCACAACCCUCAGGCAGAGAGAGAGUUCAACAAGAGCAUGGGCAAGAAGGCGCCCUACUGCUCCAUCUGCCUGCUCUUCCACACCUACCAUCAGUCUGAGUCCAGCAGUGGGGGUUCCAGCGGGGCGUUGGUGAAUCGUCCAGGGGGCCGUCAGUUUUCCAAGCCACUCAUCCCUGAAAUGUGCUUCAACACACAAUCUAGCAAGACGAAUGAUAACGGGGAGGGCCAGCUGUCCAACCCUCAUAUAGCCGAGGACGGGACCAGCCGGCUGGUCACCUGUGCUCAGUGCUGCGUCCGCGUACAUACCAGUUGCUAUGGCGUGUCGGGGGAUGGAGCAGAGCUAGACGACUGGCUGUGUGCCCGCUGUGAUGCGGGAGCCACCACUGAGGACUGCUGCCUUUGUUCCCUGAGAGGCGGCGCUCUGCAGAGAGCCAACAAUGACAAGUGGGUUCAUGUGCUGUGUGCCAUCACUGUGCUGGAAGCUCAGUUUGUCAACGUCACUGAGCGAGGACCCAUCGACCUCUCCACUAUCCCCGUGACACGCUUCAAACUGAAGUGUGCAUAUUGCAGGAAGCGGAUGAAGAGGGAGGUGACGGGCUGCUGCGUGCAGUGCUCCCACGGGCGCUGCUCCACGGCGUUCCACCCCACCUGCGCUCAGGCCGCCGGCAACCUCAUGCACCCGGAGGACUGGCCCUUCACCGUCUUCAUCACCUGCCAAAGACACAAAACGCCUGCCAUACCCGAGCGCAACAGGGCGUCCAUGCGGGAGCUGGCCGUCGGGCAGAGGGUGAUCUGCAAAUACAGAAACGGCCGGUACUACCACAGCGAGGUGGUGGAGCUGACCACAGCCACCUUCUACGAGGUGGUGUUCGACGACGGCUCCUACAGCGACAACCUCUUCCCAGAGGACAUUGAGAGCCGUGACUGCGCGCGCCACGGCCCCCCCACCCAAGGUGAAGCAGUUCAGGUGCGAUGGACAGACGGGUUGAUAUAUGGAGCCAAGUUCAUGGCGUCGCACUCCAUCCCCAUGUACCUGGUGGAGUUUGAGGAUGCCUCACAAAUCUCUGUGAAGCGAGAAGACAUCUAUACUUUAGAAGAGAAUCUGCCCAAACGAGUGAAGUCCCGACUGUCGGUGGCGUCAGACAUGCGCUUCGAGCUCUUUUCUCAGAGCAACGUCAAGCAGAACACCAAAAGGCAACGAGUCAUCAACUCGCGGUACAGAGAGGACUACAUCGAGCCCGUCAUUUACCGAGCCAUCAUGGAGUGAUCCCUCUUCCUCCUCCUCCUCUUCCUGCUCCUCCUCAUCAACUCCCCACAGAGAUGCAGCUCCAGGUUUCUGGUUCUCAGUUUCUGGCUACUGCUCAUAGGAAACGCCCCCCCACUCCUCUUCCUCCCACUUCUCCUUCUUCCGUGGCUUGUCAGGCUACAUAUUUAUGAACUACGGCUGGGACUUAAAAAGACUUUUGUCUGCAUCAAAUACUAUUCUUUGACCUGCGUUUCCCAUCACACAUCCCAUGUAAAUCAUCAAUUUCAUUGUUUUUUUUUCUUUUUCUCAGGAAGAAGCCAUCAAUCGAUUAUUAAAUAUAGGAACGUUUGAAUCAGGGGCUAGAUAUAUUGUUUCCUCUACCACCCCAUUUAGGACAGUUUUCUACUUGUGACAAUUCUUCUACAAUGAUCACUUCGCUCUUGAUUUACAGCCCCAGGUUGUUAUCAUAAUCAUUUAUCAUAAUUUGUGUUGAGGUUUUAAAGGAUUAUUCUGUUUUCUACUCAUGAGGUUUAUCAAAGCCAAUCACCUGUUGACUAGGAAAAAAAAACUAAUAAAUUCAUCAAGAACUGUUUUAGUUGCGUCCCCAAAGAAAUGAAAUAAUAUCUCAAGGUCAUCUUUUGACACAUCUCCAGAUUGUUGAAGUGAUGCCAUGCAUGGAGUGAUAAUUUAUUAUGCUCAUAGGUGUCAAUGUGCGUCUACUGUGAAAAUAGAAAAAAAAACUAGACAUGUUUGGAAGGCCCAAGCCUUAGAUUUCCAAGGGCCAGGCAUACUUUGUUUUUUCAAAAAGCUUAAGGUUUAUUAAAACUAUUGUAAUUAAUGUUAUUAUUACACUUUAUUUAUGCAUUAAAUUUGAAAACAAAGCUAUUUUUGUCAUGUCCUUUUCACGAUCUGUAGAAAACCUAAGAUGUAUUUAUAUUUAUUAUAUUGAUGGGUUUUCAGACAGCCUGAUUUACAGAUCGCCCUCCUGUUCUGAGAUCAGAGGGUGAGAACGCCAAUCUGGCUCAAGUCCCUCUCCAAGCGAAAAGCACUUAUUUGUACCUCCUGCCUGCCACAGGAGAUGUACCAUUUUGUCCACACAUGGCCUCCACCUAAAUUAGAUUUUUUUGUGUUUCUGAUAAAGGUUAGCUCAAGAUGUACAUUGUUCUAGGUUGAUCCCAAAUAAAUGAAAAGAUGAAAGGAUCCCAUUCAAGUUUUCUUUUUGUUGAUUCCUGAAAAUGUUGUGUUCUCAGGAGGAAGUGUUCGUAGCACACCGUUUCAGUUAUAUGUUUCAUGGCUACUGUUGUCUUAUUUGCUUUCAUUUUGUUCAAAGCAGCAUCAAAUCUGUAAACAUUGACACUUUUGAGUAAAGUUGGAGUAAGAAUUGACUUUCUCUACAUGUACCACACUUGGAAACGAGCAGAUAAAAGUGCUGAUAUGCAG
Messenger RNA from Trematomus bernacchii (emerald rockcod), 5087 nucleotides. It is a transcript of the gene kdm4ab, whose product is annotated as lysine (K)-specific demethylase 4A, genome duplicate b. The transcript has 23 exons. The coding region runs from base 177 to 3668 and encodes 1163 amino acids. The record is from RefSeq and is a predicted model, not a curated record. Gene Ontology annotation, cellular component: nucleus. Gene Ontology annotation, biological process: chromatin remodeling. Lineage: Eukaryota; Metazoa; Chordata; Actinopteri; Perciformes; Nototheniidae. Gene Ontology annotation, molecular function: histone H3K9 demethylase activity; histone H3K36 demethylase activity.